UCUCUUGCCCUCUUUUCCUCUCUCUCUCUCUCUCUCUCUCUGUUUCUGUCGAGCGAGUUGGAGUAGAAGGUGAAGAUGGCAGAGGGUAUUGUCAAAUGGGCCUUUUCGUCUAGAUUUGCCUGUGAUGCUCUUGAAAAGUCAGUGAGAUAAUCCUUUGUUUCUUCUGUUCGCUCUAUUUUUUUAAUAUUCCUUUCUUUUCUCUUUUCCCAGUCUCUUUCAAAAUUUUUCGAUACUGACAAAAUAUUUUCUCUUCAUGGGUUUAAACUCGGGUCAAAAGAAAAUGUCUUUUUUGCUUCUUCUGUCUAUCUCUACCUGAAGCAGAGGCUUUCCUUAUGGAGAGAAAAAAUGAGUUUGGAAGGAGCCAUGCAUGACCGUUGACAAUGAAACAACCUUUUCGGUUCUAUCUCUGUUGUGAAAAAGAAAAUUCUUUUUUGCUUUGUCAGUCUCGCAGCUUGUCUUCAAUUUGAGGUCAAAAAGAAAAAGGUUGAAGAGUUGAUCAUCUAAAGUCCCAAAAAGUGCCUUGACUGAAGUGAUUGUUACAGUUUCGAGGGAAAAAAAUCCGGAGAACUAAAAGAAAGUCAGAGAAAAAGCAAAAGAGACAGAAAACCAAAAAAUACCUCUGCUUUUUCUUUCUCCACUUGUGCAGAAAAGGAAAUGGAGGGACACGUUGAGAUGGGUCUUCUUGGGGACAACUUCGAUCCGAGUUUGAUUGCGAGGAUUAGAGAUGAUGGCUAUGAGAGUCGUUCUGGAAGCGAUAAUUUCGAUGGCGUAUCAGGGGAAGAUGAUCAGGAUGCUGGUGACGAUACGCCUGCUCAGAGAUCCAAGAAGUACCAUAGACACACUCCUCACCAAAUUCAAGAGCUUGAAACUUUCUUUAAGGAGUGUCCUCAUCCUGACGAGAAGCAAAGGUUGGAACUUAGCAGGAGGCUUGGCUUGGAGACUAAGCAAGUCAAAUUCUGGUUUCAAAAUCGACGAACCCAGAUGAAGACCCAACUGGAGCGCCAUGAGAAUCUGAUUCUGAGGCAAGAAAAUGACAAGCUCCGAGCAGAGAACAGUAUGAUGAAGGAAGCCAUGGCCAACCCAAUAUGCAACAAUUGUGGGAGCCCAGCAAUUCCCGGCCAAAUCUCAUUCGAAGAACACCAGCUAAGGAUCGAAAAUGCUCGCUUGAAGGACGAACUAAACCGCAUAUGUUCCUUGGCUAACAAGUUUCUGGGAAGGCCAAUCUCAACCAUGGCUCUCCCGAGCUCAAACUCUGGUCUUGAACUAGCCAUUGGAAGAAACAAUACUGUCAGUGGGAUUGGCGGUAUUCGUGCUGGGUCAGGCUUCCCAAUGGGACUUGACAUGGGGAUGAUGAUGAUGGGAAACGAUCAAGUACAGGUGGAGAGAUCUAUGCUCAUAGACCUUGCCUUGUCUGCUAUGGAGGAACUGAUGAAGAUGGCUCAGGGAGAUGCCCCUCUUUGGAUUAAGACAUUGGAUGGCGAGAACGAAGUUCUGAAUUUUGAGGAGUAUACUCGGAUUUUUCUUCCUUGUCUUGGCCCAAAGCCUCCUGCUUAUGUCACGGAAGCUACCAGAGCCUCUGGAGUAGUGAUGGUCAACAGUUUAGCCCUCAUUGAGGCAUUCAUGGACAUGAAUCGAUGGGCGGAGAUGUUUCCAACCAUGAUCGCUAGAGCUGUGCCCCUCGAUGUGAUAUCAAAUGGUCUAGGAGGAACCAGGAACGGGACUUUGCUAGCGAUGGAAGCUGAGGUGCAAUUGCUUUCGCCACUUGUUCCUGUUCGGCAAACGAGGUUCCUCCGACUAUGCAAGCAACAAGCAGAAAAUCUAUGGGCGGUGGUCGAUGUUUCUAUUGAGUUUGGUCGUGACCCCACCAAUGCACACCCCUUCGUCACAUGUAGGAGGCUUCCUUCUGGCUGCCUCGUGCAAGAUAUGCCCAACGGUUACUCCAAGGUUACUUGGGUGGAGCACUGGCAGUACGAUGAGAAUGUCGUCCACCAACUGUACCGUCCGAUGGUUGGCGCCGGCAUCGGCUUCGGUGCUCAUAGAUGGAUUGCCACCCUCCAAAGGCAAUGUGAAUGUUUGGCCAUCCUCUUGUCCUCUUCCAUGCCUGCCGAUGAUCACACUACAUUGAGCCAGGGUGGUCGGCGAAGCAUGGUGAAGUUGGCACAGCGAAUGAUGGACAACUUCUGUUCUGGGCUCGUGGCUUCGUCGGCUCGGAGGUGGGACAGUCUUCAUGUAGGGACGCUAGGCGAAGACGUGAAGGUGAUGACUCGGAAGAACGAAGGCGAGCCAGGCGAUCCUCCUGGCAUCAUGCUCAGCGCCGCGACUUCCUUCUGGCUGCCCGUGUCUCCGCAAACCUUGUUUGACUUCCUCCGUGACGACCGCCGGAGAUUCGAGUGGGACAUCUUGUCCAGUGGCGCCGGAACCAUGCAGGAAGUCGCUCUUAUCGUCAAAGGACAGACACCUGGUAACUGCGUUUCUCUUCUUCGUACCAACGGUGUUAAUGGGAACGAGACGAGCAUGGUGAUACUGCAAGAGACAUGUGCGGAUGCUACAGGAUCAAUGGUAGUGUAUGCACCGGUUGAUGUCCAGUCGCUGAACGUGGUGAUGAGUGGUGGAGAUUCUUCGUACGUGGCUCUCUUGCCUUCUGGGUUUGCCAUUCAUCCCGACGGUCCUAAUGUGGGUCGCAAAGGGAGUCCGGACAGCGGCGGCAGCGGCGGCGGCGGAAGCGUGCUGACGGUAGGGUUACAAAUACUGGUGAACAGCCUGCCAUCGGGGAAGCUGACGGUGGAAUCCAUUGAAACAGUGAACAAUCUCAUGACGGCCACAGUUGAGAAGAUCAAAGAGGCGCUGAGAUCAGUUGGAUGAAGACGAUGAUGAUAGAAUGCAAGUAGAGUUACGGAGUCUGCGUUUAAGAUUUAGAAAUUGGGGAUUUUGAAGGUGGAAAAGAAUAAGAAAAGUAUGGAAGGUGAAGAAAGCGAAGGUUUUGAGUCAAGAACGAACCACGAAAGAAAGAAGAAAGGUGCCAUGGUGGGAAUUGGUGGUUCGGGUAUUGACUCGUUCACCUGUGACUCUGUCUGGGUUCUCUACUUGUCCUUGCGUCCCCCCCCCCCCCCCCAACGUUCUUUUUUUCAUUAUCUUUAUGAUCAGUGUUUGUUCUAGUUUAUAAGUCUCAUAAGUCUUAUGUUACAUACAAUACAGGAUAUAAAGUUGGAUCUGCAAAACAUGCUUUGUUGU
This is a messenger RNA of Prosopis cineraria, 3231 nucleotides long. RefSeq names its product homeobox-leucine zipper protein ANTHOCYANINLESS 2-like. The record is from RefSeq and is a predicted model, not a curated record. The transcript has 9 exons. Gene Ontology annotation, biological process: regulation of DNA-templated transcription. Gene Ontology annotation, molecular function: lipid binding; DNA binding; DNA-binding transcription factor activity, RNA polymerase II-specific. Bases 655 to 2862 code for a protein of 735 amino acids. NCBI's taxonomy places the organism in Eukaryota, Viridiplantae, Streptophyta, Magnoliopsida, Fabales, Fabaceae.